GCAUUCAAAGUUGGAAUCCCCCUAUACAUUAAAAGAGAAGUCACUUUAGUGAUUUCUGCUGAGGUGACACUCAUAUAGAACUUCUCAGGAAAAACGUUAUAAUUCUAUUGGCUGUUUUUUUUGCAUUUUUCUUUUUCAUUUAUUUUUUUCACUCCCCUCCGCAUUUACUAAAACGCUGUCGUAUGUCAUGAUUUUUUUUGUUUUUUCUUUUUUAAUCGCAUAUCAAUGGAAGUUCUAUAUGGUUUCGAUCCAAUGAAGACAGUCCGACCAGAUGAGUUUGCUUCUCCCUACUCUGCUACUUCAAUCAUAUCCAUCGCGAACAUCGACGCUUCGUUCUACUUCAAUCGAGGUGUAGUUUGUCGAUACUCUCAGAAUUUACGGUUUUUUUGGUUUCUCUGAUUGAAUUCGACUUUUAAGCUAAUUGGCGAAGAUUUUUUUGGUUUCUCUGAUUGGAUUCGACUUUUAAGCUAUGAUACAAAGAUUGUUUAAUUUCUCUGAUUGGAUUCGACAUAUGUUAAGCUAUAAACUACGGUCUGCUUAUUAACAUUUAGAAUCUUUGUAUCUAAUUGACUGAUUAACCUUCUUGCUUUUGAGGUCCUGAUUCUCUUAAACAAGACAAUUGCCACGACCAGAGAUGUGUUACGCGGACUGUCUACUGAUGGAAUAAGAAGAGACAACUGACAUUUACAAGAAACUUGCAUUUGACUUCUGUCUCUGAAUCAGGACUGUAAGAUUAUCUUCUCCUUAAUAACUCAACAAGCAUUUAGACAGUCCUCUCUUGAGGUUUUCAAGUUUGGUUUUUUGUUUCAUUAGCACGAUUUAGAGCUUCACAUUAUUAAUUCUGAUAGUCUGUUGCAUUGCUAAUUGCUAUUCGAUUUAGAGGUUCAUAUUACUAAUUUAGUCAGUCAGGUUCAUUCCUUGCGGUUUCCGGUCUGUUGGUUUUCGGAUUUUCAAGUUUGCUUUUAGUUUAAUUAUGGGAAAAAAUGUAAAUAGCCUAUUUACAAAAGGCCUACUAUAUUGUCGAUAGAUGUUAAGCCCAUAUAAUUAGAAAACUUGCGCAAGAUUGUAAACUAAUUUGCAUAUUAAUAACUUUCCUUAUUAUUCCAAUUAAUUACUUGCGCAAGUUGUUUUCGUAUUUAUUACAUUACUUGCGCAAGUUAAAAUCAUAUCAUAUGCAAAUCAAUUUAUGACAAUACACAAUUAAAAUCUUUCUUUAAACGAUUUCAAUCUUUAUUAGGGGUCAUUAAUAUGAUAAAUAAAUCGGCUUAAUAUAUAUAUGAGAAACCUGAAUGGUUAAAAUACAAACAUUCAGCUCUAACAAGAACAAUGGCAAUGGUGCGAGCCAAAAAAAUAUUGUUUUUUAUGUGAGAGAAUUAAAACCCUGUAAAGAUACGUCGCGUAUUGAAGUUAGGAUUGUUCGCUUGUGGAGAAACUAUAACAAAGAAUCAGGAAACACCAUUGAAAUGGUGGUUGUUGAUAAAGAAGUAAGUAUACAUCACACAACAUGGAUUUAUUUGGAAACAUCGUUUAUAUACUUAUUAUGCGUGACUAAAACUCUUAUCAUUUUUGUGACCAGGGGACAAGAAUUAAUGCUUCAGUUGGUGAACAACUCAUCAAAAAAUUCGAUGACAAGCUACGCGAAGGAGAUGCGAUUGUCCUCCAGUUGUUCAAAGUGUACGAUGCAACUGGUGAAUACCGUACAACGCCACAUCCUACAAAAUUGGCUUCUUUCCAACAACUUUUGUUGGAAAAGCUGAUGAUUUUCCAAGUGCAGUUCCCGAAAAGUAUUUCGCGGACUUAUCUGAUAUUCUUGGUGGAAAUCUGGAUCAUAGCUGUUUUGUUGGUGAGUUAGUUUCUUACGCAGUUAAAAAGUCUUUCACUUUGUAGUUACUUGUUUCUGAUUUGACACUUAUUUUUGUUAUGUAGAUGUGGUUGGCCAAAUAGUUAACUUCGGGUCUCUGAAAAACAAAAUAAUAAAAGAAAAAGACAACAUGAGGCUCUUGGUUGAGUUGUGUGGUCCAAAGUAAGACUUUGUUUUUAAUCUUAGUUAUACUUUGCUAGCUAAACCUCUAUUAACUGUAUUUAACUUAAGUUUAUAUUAUACAGUAAUAUGAAGAUGAUGUGUACUCUGUGGGGUUGUUAUGCUAAACAAGUAUACAAUUACAGUAGGAGUAACAUGUCGACCAUGAUUAUUUGUGUUAUCAGAUUCUGUUCUGUUAAAGUGUGGAAAUGUAUAUAAUAUUGUUUCAAUUUGUGUAAAAUGAUUGCGAGCAUAACAUAUUAAUAAGAUCAAUAUACUUUGUAGGUGCUUACUCCAUAUCUAGCGGGUAUAAUUCAACCCAUAUUUUGCUCAACCCAACACUUGAUUUUAUUGAGGAGUUCAAAUCAAGGUACGUGUCCUGCGUCUUACGUUCCAGACUUAUGGAGGAGUUCAAUACAUAUAGAUGUUUAUUUUAAUUUGUGAACCUCAUUUUCACUGACGGGUUUUUAAAUUAUGUGUGAUUAUUUGUGAUGGCAGUCUCCCUGAUGAUUCACUUGCUCUUACAAACAACGAUAGUAGCCAAUGGUCUGUUGGUACUGCUACUUCUAUUCGUGCCAGAUUUUUUGUUCUUAAUGAGAGGCUAACCAUCAGAGAGAUCAUUGACAGUACUCUGGUAUAUAGACUACACUCUUUGAUGGAAAUGUUUUUACACAUGCGUAUACUCCAUGUGUUAUCAAUGCUUUUAACAUAUUGUUAUUGACGAAUAGGUUGGGACUUUUGUCACUCUGGGGACUAUUGAAACAAUUGAUACUGAACGUGGCUGGCAAUAUUUAAGUUGCAAAUACCACAACAAAAAAGUGAUGCCUACAACAAAUGUUGAUGCUGAUGGCCAGCCCUUGUUCUUCUGCAAUACGUGUGACAAAGAACACAGUGAUGUCAUUUCCAGGUAUUGAGCGGGUUCAAAUUAAUUGCCCAUGUCAAGGACGAUAACGGUGAGGCUAAUUUUCUUUUGUUUGAUGCUAAUGCUCAACAAAUUGUGCGUCAUUCUGCUGCUGAACUCUAUGACGAGGUACUUUUAUGCAAUAUAAUUGUACAUCAAUUAACAGAAUAAAUUCGUUUGUUUAACCUAUCUCUAUGUAAUUGUAGAAUGAAGAUGAAGACUUCUUACCAGAAGCAGUUAGCGAUCUCUUUGGUAAGAGAGUCCUUUUUGAGAUUUCAGUUGACGCUGAUAACAUUAAAGGAAAGAGCUCUCAGUAUGUUGUUCGAUUGGCUACUGAUGACCGUGAAAUGGUUGAGGAAUUUGCUGAUUUGCCUCUUAAACCGGUAAUUUACUGCUUCUAAUUGCGAUUAAUUUGAUUGUUACAGGAGCAUAAUAUUGAUUCGAUUAAAUCUGUUUCCUGCAGGUCCUAAUGUUGGAGUCCGCAGAUGAUAUUUCCUCUGGUUCUGGUGGUUUUACAGCAACUCCUUUGUCGAAAAGAAAAAGCGAACAAGAUGACGACAGUUGCAAUUAUACGUACACACAAUAUCACUAAAAUGUGGUGAUAUUGUGUGUACGUAUAAUUGCAACUGUCGUCAUCUUGGUGGUUUUGGGGGUAAAGUUGUUGUUUUCGGUGGAGAUUUCAGACAGAUUUUACCGGUUAUACCUGGAGGUGGUAGAGUAGAGACUGUUUUGGCAGCUCUGAAUUCGUCAUAUCUUUGGGAGCACUGCAAAGUUCUGAAGCUAACAAAAAACAUGAGAUUGCUGGCAGAUCUUACUGAUGAUGCAGCAAAAGAGCUUCAAUCCUUCUCAAACUGGAUUUUGGAUAUAGGAGAUGGAAAAAUAAAUUUGCCUAACGACGGUCAAGUUGAGAUUGACAUCCCUUCUGAUUUGCUGAUACAAAAUAGUGGAGAAGACCCUAUUGAGACUAUAGCAAAAGAGGUUUAUGGACAAGCUUUUCAAACUUCAACAGAUAAGGAUUUGUAUAGACACCGAGCCAUUCUUACUCCCACAAAUGAUAAAGUGGAUAAAAUAAAUGAUUACAUGCUUUCGCAGUUGCCAGGUAACAUGUUUUAUCAUUUAUUCUUAUGUUCAACUAAGUUUAUAAAUAUCACUAAACAAAAGGAUUUACAUAUGCUUUCAGGAGAAGAGAAGGUUUACCUUAGCUCUGACAGUAUUAUCCCAUCUGAUGUUGACAUAGAAGAAAAUGUCGUAUAUCCUGCAGAGUUUUUGAACAGUGUUAAAGUGGCUGGACUGCCUAGACAUUGCUUGAAGCUCAAGGUUGGUACUCCUAUCAUGUGUCUUCGUAACAUGGAUGUUGCAGAUGGUUUAUGUAAUGGUACUAGGCUAAUUAUUACUCAGUUACUGCCCCAUGUGAUAGAAGGUAGAAUUAUAACCGGAAACAAAAUUGCUGGACAUCCGGUUUGGAUCCCUAGAAUGUUUGUCACACCACCUGACACAAAGUUCCUCUUCAUAAUGCAUCGAAGACAAUUUCCAGUUACUUUGGCUUUCGCGAUAACCAUCAACAAAAGUCAAAGUCAAACACUGGAAAGUGUUGGGUUGUUUCUGCCUAGGCCAUUAUUCUCUCAUGGUCAGCUCUACGUUGCACUUUCAAGAGUUAAGUCGAGAUCUGGAUUAAAAAUCCUAAUAACUGGUAAAGAAGGGAAAACACAGACAAAACCAUUGAAUGUUGUCUACAAACAAGUUUUUCAGAAUAUUCUAUAGUCACGGUAUGUAAUUUUAAUCUAAUUUCUUUUCAAAUACAAAAUUUUAAGUAUAUAGACUGUUACAAUUAUUUACUUUUUGUAUUUUCCAGAUGGGCAGUGAUGAGUUAGGAGACCGAUUGUAUUCAGGAGCAUCCUGUUUUCUGACUAUUUCGAUGAAAGUAUGUCUACUUUAAUAUUAUUGCAUGUUAACUUUUAUUUUGAAACUUAUAAAUCUUUCAAAUAAUGUUAAUCCGACAAAUUACUUACAAAAUUUAUUUAAUUUUUUGCAGGUUUCUAAAUGAUUUUGCAUUAUUUUUCGACAAUUGUACUUCAUAAUUUAUAUUGUUUAUGGAUAAUUUUUCGAAUUUUUUUUAUUAUAUUUUCUUUUACUAUGUCUACACAAAUGUUUUUUUUAUUAUUAAUGGAAAAAAAAAUAUUAUUCACCAACAUAGAUAUUUACGACAGAUAUACAAUACAUUUCUAAUUAAUGAUAAUAUAAAAUCUGAAUCUUCUAAAACUGUGCACUAUUUAUUCCAUAUUUUGAAUGAAAGUUUCUUCGCAAACAUACCAAAAUAAAAAUUAUUUUGGGACGUUGCAAUUAUACGUACACACAAUAUAUGCCUCUUCAUAUUGAAGUUACUUUGUUCCCUCUCGUCCAUCUCAAAUUGGUGUGCGAUCUUUUUUCCAUGCCUGAUGAAUUCUCCCAAAGACGGUGGUAUUAUAUUAUAAAAUCCGUUACUUAUAAAAUUAUAUAAGAUUUAGUCCAUAUUUUGAAUUUUCUUAUGCCCGCAUAGGGUGCGGACCGGUCACCUAGUUAUAUUUGAAUACAAAAGCUGGUGGAAAUUUUUUUUUAAAAAAAAAAACUAAAGAAAAGAGGCAUAAAUCAUCUAUUUCCGGGCAACUAAACGAAAAUAAAUAAAUUCAAAACUAAAACUGAAAUUAAGAAAUAUUCUAGAAAAGAUAAGA
Brassica rapa (field mustard) is the source of this 5629-nucleotide messenger RNA. RefSeq names its product ATP-dependent DNA helicase PIF1-like. Gene Ontology annotation, biological process: DNA replication. NCBI's taxonomy places the organism in Eukaryota, Viridiplantae, Streptophyta, Magnoliopsida, Brassicales, Brassicaceae. Gene Ontology annotation, cellular component: replication fork. The record is from RefSeq and is a predicted model, not a curated record.